UGGUGACUCACAACAACAGGGUUUCUUCUCAAAACAACUGUCAUUACCCGUGCAGAGGGAGAAACCUGAAGACUACAGUGAGGUUAAUACUGUGCCAAACAAAACUGCUCCGGUACAUUUAGUACGAUUGCAUGUCAUGUUCGACUUUUUCUGCCGAUAUGACGUCAGGAUUGAAUCGCUUUAACCCAACUGUUACGGUGGACGAGUAUCUCGCUGAGAGCAAUGUAUUGUUCUACCUGAGUGAUGCUCUGACCCAGCUCCUGGAACAUAAAGAGGAAUAUACCCAUUUUGGCGUAAUACGCUACUUCGCUGAAUAUUUCAGCAGUGUCAAGAACAGUAACCACAUCCUCUUCAGAGAGUUUAAUUACAUCAACGCGACUCCUCAUAAUAGAGCCUCAUUCAUCCGAGUCUUCUGGAGAUGUUUCCGGCAGAUAGGAAAGAGUGGAGAUCUGCUGUCCAGUUUGGAUUAUAGCUCCCUGCUCCAGUUGUUGUGUCCUGAUUUCCCAAUGGAGAUAGUAAAGAGUGCAGCCAGAAUUGUGUCAAUGGAUGACGGGUUGGACUGCUUGAUGUCUUUCUCGGACUUCCUUUACGCCUUCCAGCUGCAAUUCUACUACCAAGAAUUCCUGGAUAGUGUGCUGCUGAUAUACCAGGAUCUGUUAGCUGGGAAGAGUCCAAACACAGUUAUUGUACCCACAUCAACAACAGUCGAACAGCCUCCUUGCUUGACCGCAGAGGAAAAUAAUAAAGAGCAGGAUUUGGAGGUGGAUGCUUCCACUCUGGCUGAGUGUAUAGACGCACUCUGUGACCGCAUCAAAAACAGUCACCCUCCCAGGUCUUGUUUACAAGAAGCACUAGAAGAGACUGACAAAGUAUCAUACUGCAGCUUCCUGAUGAGCCUGGCUAAACACGAAACCAUCAACCAAUUUAUCGGAGUGUUGCCCAGUAAGACCGAGGUACUGAAUGACCCAGAGAUGGACCAGGAACUGGACAAACUCAUCGCCCAGAUCUCCGUCAGCCCCAGUAGCAAUAGCAGUGGCAGUGCAGUGGGGAUGCUAAAGGAGGUGCAGAGAAAGGCGUCCCCCAGAAGGAACAUCCACCACAGGAGGAAGAUGGAGGUUGAGAGCGAUGGCUCGACAGAGGAGACUGACUCGUCUGAAAACUGAACUAUUGCCUUCAUUACAUUCCAAUCUGAGUAGUGUAUUGGCAUGCAGUAUAUAAUAUUAGAAACCUUUUAUUUAAUGAAAUGAACAAAAAGACCACACUCUAAAUAUGAAACAUAUUGCUUGUUUUAGAACAGUGAUGUUGAAACUUUUUUUCUCUGAGGGUCACGUUCAAAAAUGUAAAAGGAUGUAAGGGCCAACUUGAAAUCAUUUCAUUCUGAUUUGUGAAACAGAACUCGAAUCGGCUAAUUAUUAACUCAUCGGCUCCUAUUGACAGUGAAAGACGCCAAAACCGUUUUGACUGAGAGGGGUAAUUGCUGCCAGCCAGUCAGUCAAAUUGGAUCGGGUGUCUAUCGCCGUCAAUGGCAGUGAAACAUGAUCACUUAAUGCCAACGUUCCCAGUUUGAAAUGGAUUUGAUAAGAGCUACAAGCAGUGUUGCCAAUAUGGCGACUUUCUCGCUAAAUCUGGGGAUUUUCCAAAGCCUUUUGUCGACUUUUUUUUUUUUUUCUCACGACAAAUCUAGCGACUUUUUCUGAUGGGUUUUUUUGCUCGUUUUUUGUGUGUAAAUCUUCUCUCCUCCAGCGUCCAUUACAAUUACAUGCAAAUUGCCGUUUAUGUAAAUUAGGCGAUGACGUCAUCUAGCGACUUUUAGGACAGCCCGUAGCUACUUUCCUUAAUGGGGCAUUGGCAACACUGGCUACAAGCAGCGAAAUAAUCCAAAGAUAUAAGGAUAUCUCAAUGCAAAAAUAUAUACAUAUACUGUGAAUAAAAUAAGUAUUUGAACACCCUGCUACUUUGCAAGUUCUACCACUUAGAAAUCAUGGAGGGGUUUGAAAUUUUCCUUGUAGGUGCAUGUCCACUAUGAGAGAGAUAAUCUAAAAAGAAGAAUCCAGAAAUCACAAUAUAUGACUAUUUUAAUGAUUUAUUUGCGUGAUACAGCUGCAAAUAAGUAUUUGAACACUUCAGAAAACAAAUUUUAAUAUUUGGUACAGUAGCCUUUGUUUGCAAUUACGGAGGUCAAAUAUUUCCUGUAGGUUUUUUUUGGCAGUGUUUGUUUGCAAACACUGCAGGAGGGAUCUUCCCCACCCAUCAGUCAGGUUUCUGGGCUGUCGCUGAGGAACACUGAGUUUGAGAUCCCUCCAAAGGUUUUCUGUUGGGUUAAGGUCUGUAGAUGGGCUAGGCCAGGGGUCCCCAUCUGCCGGGCCGCGGACCGGUACCUGUCCGUGGCGCAUUUGCUACCGGGCCGCGCAGAAAUAAUAAUUUAUUAACGGCCGCAUUCUGGCCGAAUUAACCCUGUGCCCCUGCUUAACACACCAAUAUCACUGUCUACUCUAGAUAUAAUACUACAGGAUAGAUUAGAAUGUCGUCAUAGAAAUCCAUUGAUUGGACUGCAGCAGAACAUCUUGUUUUGUGUAAUAUAUCUUUGUGCAUUUGUCCUCGAUAAUAACGUAUUUCUAGGCCGCGGGCGGAGCACAUUUGUCCCCGGAAAUAAUUAGCCCCCACAGGAGCAAAGAUGACUGGAAAACAGACGUCUUUGGAGAUAUUUUUUACGGCAAAAAGGGCACCUGACGAGCCAGAAGAUAAGCCUACAACCUCGAAGACCCACGAACUGCGAAGGAGUGGAUUCGUGACCCGUUUGUGAAUAAACCGAGUGAUUCGAGCUUGUCUGUGCAACAGGAGGAUCAACUUGUAGAGAUCGCAAAUGACGGCAACCUUAACCCUUGUGUUAGCAAAAAAAAAAAUAUUACGCAUCAUACAAAUUUUUACAAAAAUUGUAAACGUUUUUUAAGUGUGAUAAGUUAUUUCUGAAUAUUUUUUUACUUUCAAUCACUCAAAAUGUUCAGUGGCAUCAGAGCUAUCUAUUCACAUAUAGUUUUUAUUUGUACUUUUUUGCCCUCUAUUGACAAUAAAAGCAGUACUGUGCUACGACCAAAACUAUGUUGGAUAUAUAUGUAUAAAACAAAAUUGAACUGGAAAAUUUCAUAUCACACUAUUAGAGCCUUGAAAAGGUCAAAGAGUUAUAGUAACAGAAUUUUUUUUUUUAUCCACGCCCAUUUUUGGCAAUGGCCGUUUUUGUGUAUAAUACCCCUAAACAUACAAUUGUUUACAAUAAUUGUAAAUGAUUUGAGGUGCGAUAACUAAGUCAUUUCUGAAUAUUUUUUUACAUUCAACCCCUCAAAAUGAUUCAGUGGCUUCAGAGCUAUCCAUACAUAUAUAGUUUUUAUUCUUUUAUUUGUAUUUUUUGCCCUCUGUGGACAAUAAAAGCAGUACUGUGCUACGACCAAAACUAACUAUGUUGGAUAUAUAUGUAUAAAAGAAAAUUAAAUUGGAAAAUUUCAGAUCACACAAUUAGAGCCUUGAAAAGGUCAAAGAGUUAUAACAACAGAAUUUUUUUUAUCCAUGCCCAUUUUUGGCAAUGGCCGUUUUUGUGUAUAAUACCCCUAAACAUACAAUUGUUUACAAUAAUUGUAAAUGUUUUGAGGUGCGAUAACUAAGUCAUUUCUGAAUAUUUUUUUUUACAUUCAACCCCUCAAAAUGAUUCAGUGGCUUCAGAGCUAUCCAUACAU
This is a messenger RNA of Corythoichthys intestinalis (scribbled pipefish), 3728 nucleotides long. RefSeq names its product centriolar satellite-associated tubulin polyglutamylase complex regulator 1 (gene cstpp1). The transcript is spliced from 9 exons. NCBI's taxonomy places the organism in Eukaryota, Metazoa, Chordata, Actinopteri, Syngnathiformes, Syngnathidae. The record is from RefSeq and is a predicted model, not a curated record. Bases 132 to 1163 code for a protein of 343 amino acids.